Musca vetustissima is the source of this 3645-nucleotide messenger RNA. RefSeq names its product ABC-type organic anion transporter ABCA8-like. NCBI's taxonomy places the organism in Eukaryota, Metazoa, Arthropoda, Insecta, Diptera, Muscidae. The record is from RefSeq and is a predicted model, not a curated record. Gene Ontology annotation, biological process: lipid transport; transmembrane transport. Gene Ontology annotation, cellular component: membrane; intracellular membrane-bounded organelle. Gene Ontology annotation, molecular function: lipid carrier activity; ABC-type transporter activity; ATP hydrolysis activity. The transcript has 8 exons. The coding region runs from base 1 to 3645 and encodes 1214 amino acids.
AUGAUAUACGAUCAUGCGCAAUCUGAGAAAUUGGCAAAUACAAUAAUUGUAAAUGAAAACAGUUUGGAGAUAAAUAAUAUUAUGGAAUGGCAGCAAAUUAUGAAUAGAUCCCUUCUAUUAUAUACCCCGGAACAUGAAACAACUGCCACCAUAAUGCAUAAUGUCUCCAAGUCAUUGGGCCUAACAGAAAAUCCCAUGGGAUAUAAAAAUGAAGAUCAGAUGCUGAACAUUUUCAAUAGAAAUACCACUCUCGCAGUAGUUAUAUUUCAUGAAUUCUCUAGCGAUUUUUUAUCCCUAACCCUACGAUUUCCCAGUCAAUUUCGUACCUUACAAAGUGGCCACAAUUGUUCGAAUUCCGAUUGUUUUUGGUCCAUGAGAAAUGUGGACAGUGAGAUUGAAAAUCUCAAUAUAUAUCUUAAGGAAGGCUUCCUACAACUACAACAUUCUAUUUUCGAAGCUUGGGCGAAGUUUUACAAUAAGGGUCUGGAGGAAAAACUUCCAUCAUUGAGUUUUAAAGCAUUUCAACACAGCGCAGGAGGAGGACAGACACAGUAUGAUGGCCAGAAGAAUGCUACACAUUUCAUCUGGACAUUUUAUUAUUUUAUAUAUUUGGUACCAUUUCUAAAUCUGGUGAGGAAAGUCUCCAAUGAAGUCGAAAACCAUAUUCCAAGUCAUUGUUCUGUUUACGGAAUAUCCUACAUUGAUUACUGGAAUGGUCAUUUUAUAGCAGCAUUUUUGCAUUUAAUGAUUAUUAAUUUGCUGAUUUUGGGAUUUUUAUUGAUUGAAUGGUCCCUUAGUGGCCAUAAUAUCCAACGUCAUCUGGGAUAUCAGCUUCUGUUCUUGAUUCUCUACAGUUCCAUGUUAAUAUUAAAUGCUUUCAUUUUGACCAUAUUAUUUGGUCCAAAUAGAAGAUCGGCUUUAUUUAUGGCAGCCUCUCUGUGGAUUGCCAGUUAUGCAAUUUUCUCAAUCAAAUUAGGAAACUCAGACGUCAUUGACUUCCAAACCAUUUUCUAUAUGCUAAUAUUCUUUAAUAAUUUCUUUCCAUUUGGAAUGGAAUAUUUGGAAACAAAUUCUGACGACAUAGUUCUCUAUAAAAUUUGGUUGCUCUUCUUUAUACAAAUAUGUGCCAUUGUAUUUUAUUGCUGCGUCCUAUACUUCCUAAAACCCAGCUCUGAAAUACAUUCGAAGGAAUCAAAAUUUCCCGAAAUCUCUACCAAGAAGGAGGAGGAGUUCAUGAAUGAAAAUAUUUCCUUAUUUUAUAAUUACGCACACAAAGACACGAAUUGGAAAUCUUUUGAAUACGGUCCAGUGGAGGGUCAUCUAUUGCUGCUACAGAAUGUCUCAACAUUUCAAGAUAAAUAUGAUUCGAAACCGGGUUUAAAAAAUAUUUCAAUGAGAAUAUUUAAAAAUGAAAUUUCUGUAAUUGUGGGUCCUCAGGGUAGUGGUAAAACCACCUUCAUAUCUCUUUUAUCGGGAUCCCUGAAAUAUAAGGGCAAUAUUUAUUUCAAUCAAAAUAAAGAACUAUCCAAAAACUGGUCCACCUAUUGUUCCAAUAUGGAUGUGAUAAUGGGUCCUCAUAAUCAUCUUUAUGAACAUUUGACCGUUGCCGAACAGCUGAAAUAUAUUUUAAUUCUGAAACAAAAGUACCCUGAAGAUCAGCUAGAUGCAAUACAAAGGGAACUCAACAAAUGGUUGUUACUAUUGAAAUCGUCUAUAAAUGAUUCAAAUCAACAUAUACGAAAUCUAAAUUACAAUCAGAAGCAUCUCGUGACACUUUGCUGUGUUUUAUCGGGUAAUACGCAAAUUAUUCUAUUGGAUGAUCCCACAAGGUAUAUGGAAUUGGAGGAACGUCACAGCUAUUGGAAUAUUUUGCGGCAAGAACGCAGAAAUCGCUGCAUAAUAAUGACAACAUCUUCCAUAGAUGAAUCAAAUGAAAUUGCAGAUCGUAUUGGAAUUUUAAAUGCAGGAAAAUUAGUGGCAUGGGGUUCCCCAUUCUUUUUGCAGAACAAUCUUGGCAAGGGAUUCAAUUUGGUCCUACUCCUAAAACCAGACGUAUCCGUGAAACCCAUAACAAAACUAUUGGAGACAUAUAUACCCAACAUUACUGUGCAUGCACAAUUCAAAGAUCGCAUCGUUUAUAUUCUUCCACGACAAAAAAUACGAUUAUAUCAAAAAUUACUCAUGGAAUUGGAAAGAGAAAGCUCAAAUUUUGGAAUCUCCAGUAUGUAUGUGACCGGUUAUGAUUUGAAUGAUAUUUAUAUGGAACUAACUGGACUCAUCCAAAGCAAAGUCAAUAAAAACUCCUACAAAACCUUAUCACUCCCAAGCAAAUUUCCAAUACAACCGCAUUCUAAAAUAUCCCUAAUGAAAACUUUGUUCUAUAAGAAGUUAUUAUAUCAAGCGUCAAAUAUUGUUCCAGUAUUUGUGAUAUUUCUUACACUGCUCUUGAUAGCCGGCAUUCCGAAAAUGUUUGCAAAUUUUAAAUCAUUACAUCGCAUAGAAAUGGGCUUGAGCACGAAUUUGGAUUCUCAGAAGAAUUGGAAAAAUUGUAAAUACUUUGAAAUAGUUGAGAUAGAGAACCGGAAUACAUUAAAAUCCAAUUGGAAACCUCAAAAGUGGUUUGUGAAGAAUUUAAAAUGUGGUGAGAGUGAGUAUCGCAAAGAUAUAUCCGCGAAUGGACAAUUUGGAGCUGUUGAAAAAGACGAUGCAAAUCAUUUGACAUUGUGGCUAAAUGAAGAAGUUUUCCAUGGUCCAGCAUUGGUAUUAAAUUUGGCACACAAUGUUAUACUGAGUAUUAAACAACUGAAAUCUAUGUGUUAUCCCCACGAUGAUGAUCGGGUAAUUGAGGAAAAAGUACGUAUAUCAAAUAUGAAUUUGGAGGAGUGCAAGCAACAUACACUUCUGAUAGAUCAAUUGGAAUAUGAAAUACCCAAAGAAGGAGACAAUGUAAAUGUCAUAUCCUUGGCUCUCAAAAGUCACGACUGCGUGGGAAUUUUUGGCUGCUCGAAAAGUGGUAAAUCCCACCUAAUUCGACAAUUAAUUGGUGAAGAAGGUUUCAGUUUUGGUGAAGUCUACAUCUGUGGCAAUGAAAUCAAGAAUGCCACACAAAAAGCCCUAACAAAUAUUGGCUACAUUCCACAAAGCGAAACCCCAUUCGAAGGAGCUACACCACAACAAAUAUUGAAGUUAUUCUUCAUGCUACGCGCAGCGGAAGUACCAAAGUCAAAAUUUAAUGAAACAAUAAGAAGUCUCACAAGAGUAUUCCGACUACGGAAUUAUAUGAAUAUUCGAAUCAGUGAAUUGCCAAAACAUAUUCGACGUCGUCUAAGUUUUGCCAUUGCUCUAAUCUUGCAUAAUCAGUUACUUAUAUUCGAUGAACCCACAAAAGGCUUAGAUGCCUCCGAACGACACUUGCUAUGGUACAUUAUGAAGAAGUUACGUGAAAAUGGUAAUACGAUACUAUUCACAUCACAAGAAUCCAUGGAACUGGAACAGUUGGCAGAUUAUAUUAUUGUUUUGCAUAAUGGGGAAAUGUUGGCAAUGGGUAGUCCACAAGAUUUGAGGCAAAAAUAUAAUCGUGGUUUUUAUAUGGAAAUCAAAUUGAAAAUGGAUGGAAUGACUUUAGAUGAAAUUGAAAAGAAGUAA